CAAUCAUCCUGCAGAGCCGUAAGCGGAUAUUUACCUACUCAAGUAAAAACAGCGUUGAAUUUUACUCAUUUUUAGUGUUAAGCUCGUGUUUUUGAAGCCACUUUUUUGAACGGCAGCAAAUCUUCCUCGACGACCCUCUUCUCUCCAACAGACUCAGACAGACAGGCAGGCCUCCACCGACCAGAGUACAGACACAAUGGAUUGGUCGUCGUCGUCGUCCACCACCUCCAGCCUGAUGGCCAGCAACGUGACCAACAAGACCGACCCGCGCUCCCUCAACUCCCGCGUCUUCAUCGGCAACCUCAACACCCUGCUGGUCACCAAGGCCGACGUGGAGGCCAUCUUCUCCAAGUACGGCAAGAUCGUCGGCUGCUCCGUCCACAAGGGCUACGCCUUCGUCCAGUUCUCCAAUGAGAGGAACGCCCGGGCGGCCGUGUCCGGCGAGGACGGACGCAUGAUCGUGGGACAGGUGUUAGACAUCAACCUAGCGGGUGAGCCGAAGCCUCACAGAUCAAAGACAGUGAAGCGUUCUGCAGGAGACAUGUACAGCAGUUCCUCUUUUGAUUUGGACUACGACUUUCAAAGAGAUUACUAUGAUAGGAUGUACUCUUACCAGUCCCGGGUGCCUCCUCCCCCUCCACCCCUGUCCCGCGCUGUCAUCCCCUCAAAGCGUCCGAGGGUCAGUCUGAGCGGAGGAGGGAGCCGACGAACCAAAACCAGCUUCUCCUCCUCCUCCAAGAGCAGCCAGAGGACUUCCCGUGCGAGUAGGUCCCAAAGGGUCACGUUCGAAUACCGAUCACACCUACUGAAUACUCUCUCAGAGUCUUCUAUUCCUCUUCUCACAGUGAAGGUAGAUGAUCUGCAGACCAUCAAGAGAGAGCUCACUCAGAUCAAACACAAGGUUGACUACCUGCUGGAGAGCCUAGAGCGCAUGGAGAAGGACCACGGGAAGAAGUCAGAGAUGAAGAGCUCCAAACCGGAGCCAGGUGAGGUGUCCCCCCUCCACUCAUCCACCUCCAGCAAGAAGGACGACAGCCUGAAACGGGACAGAGAGAGGGAGAGCCAGGAGCUGAACGACUCCGAGGAGGAGGGAGAUCUCCUGGAGGACGAAGACGAGAUGAAAAGCAGAGGGAGAGACGAGGAUGAGGAGGAGGACGGCGAGCAGGAGGAAGGGGAGGACGACGGCGAUAGUGCCAACGGAGACGAGUCCUAAACACUACGCAGGCAGACAGACACACACAUACACAUGCACAAAACGAUGUGUGUGAUUGUAUCUCCACUCCAGACGUGUACACAGUGGUCAUGUGCUCAUAUCUGCUGAACUGACUGGACGUUUCUAUAAAAUGUAUUGUAGAUAGAUCUCACACAAACAUUCUCAAAAGCAUAAAUAUGUCAAUUUUCUUUCUCCAGUUGUCUUUUAUGUUGCUCAUUUGACUUUAUCUACUUUUUUUUUUUUUUUCAGAUGUUUUUUAUUUGAGCAUUUUAUAGAUAUUUUCUGGUAUCGGAUAAAUGCAAACUGAUGUGUUACAUUCAGACAAAAUACACGUUGAGUUGACAAAUGUUACAUAUUGUAUAUUUGAACUAAGGGCUGUGAGCCACUCAUGUCUAAAAAAACUGAAAGAAAGUAAGCUAAGCCCUUAUUGGUUCUUUAGAUGAAUGUGUUGACUUGAUGCCAAAAAAAUGAACAAAUUACUUUUUACUACUAAAUUAACAGAUUAUCACCUGUUACUGACAUCAAAACAAAACUGGAAUAAAAAGGAUGCUCAGGUGCAACAGUUUGAAUUUAGAGUCAGUCUUGCGGGAGAAUACCAGACAUGGUAUCACAACCCAGAUGUGAAGGAAUUUAAAGAUGAAUAUUUUAAAAAAAAAAUAUGAUCCAGCUGCUGCACAGCUGCCUCUUUACCAGCAGGUGGCAGCGUAUCCUCACAACUGGCCCACACAAAAGCCCACAGGGACUCAUUUCUGUUGUUCACAGAAAACCUUCACCUUAUGCUUGUCAGACAACAACACGCGUGUACAAAACCUCAUGUCGAACUGCACAAACGCUCAAACAAAGAACUCACCGUUUUGAAAAUAGUUUUGUUCGUCGCCGAGGUGUGGCGACCUUAACUGACCUUGACUUGUGUAAUGCGGUGUUCGUCUGUUUCUGUUGAUGUUAUGUUUGUCAUUCAGCUGCACUGGUGAAAGUGAAUAAACAUGUUUUCCAAGUUGGA
This is a messenger RNA of Thunnus maccoyii (southern bluefin tuna), 2213 nucleotides long. RefSeq names its product heterogeneous nuclear ribonucleoprotein C-like. Gene Ontology annotation, molecular function: RNA binding. NCBI's taxonomy places the organism in Eukaryota, Metazoa, Chordata, Actinopteri, Scombriformes, Scombridae. Gene Ontology annotation, cellular component: nucleus. The transcript has 9 exons. The record is from RefSeq and is a predicted model, not a curated record. The coding region runs from base 197 to 1213 and encodes 338 amino acids.